Drosophila mojavensis is the source of this 1508-nucleotide messenger RNA. RefSeq lists its product as uncharacterized. NCBI's taxonomy places the organism in Eukaryota, Metazoa, Arthropoda, Insecta, Diptera, Drosophilidae. Gene Ontology annotation, cellular component: mitochondrial outer membrane. The record is from RefSeq and is a predicted model, not a curated record. Gene Ontology annotation, biological process: monoatomic anion transmembrane transport. The transcript has 3 exons. The coding region runs from base 128 to 1189 and encodes 353 amino acids. Gene Ontology annotation, molecular function: voltage-gated monoatomic anion channel activity.
AAAUUUUGAAAAAGUGUGCUUUGAAUUAAAGAAAAAAAUUUUGAUAAACAAAAACUUUUGGCUGUGUAUUGGAUAAAAUCAAGUUUCUUUAUUUUGGAUAUUUUUAAUUAAAAUUCACUGUUUUUAAAUGGUCAAAAUGUCUAAAUCCAAAUGGCAAGCGCGUCACGAUAAAAUCAGAGAGUCAUUUGGCUUGCCCAAACUCAGAAGAAAUAGCGAGGAACCACAACCACCAGAAUCGAGAUCAGAGAAUCGGUCAGAGCACAGUACGUCAGGCCCCACACAGUCUGAUCCAGAUAUGGAGACGGAAUUGGGUCCGUAUUAUUUAGAUGGAGACAUGCCGAGUUACAAUUUUAUUGGUAAAUUGGCCAGACAAUGUUUGGUAAAUGGUUAUAAAUUGGGCACUUGGCGUUUCGACUGCACUUCUGAGCUGGGCGAAGAUUUCAAAUUGUAUAGUUUCGGGGCCGGAAAACCCAAUUCUAAAUCUGUUGUGGGAGGUUUUGAAUUUAGCGAACGGUUGGGUAUGUUCCAGUUGUCGCAGGCGUUCAGAACCGACGGCCUAUUUGGUACGCUCGGUAUGCGUAGUGAAAUUUUCGGCGGUUUGGGGUUGUCCAUGCUGCGGGCCAUUUACAAUCACGACGAGGAGAACAAAGACGAUAGGCUGACGCUUGAGGUGCAGGCCGCUUUGGAGUUUGAUCCAUUCAAGAUUGAACUGAUUGCACCCCUUAUAAAUGGCUCGAUGGUGUCGGGCUAUACCUAUUAUGAGCAUCCGUCCGAAAUAUUUAUAUGUUCCGUGGGAGCGGUUGUCGAUGUUCCUAAAUUGGAGGUGAAUUGGCAUGAACUUGGUGUGGGGAUUCGAAGUGAACAAGAUUACACAGAAAUUGGUCUAAAGCUAGAGAACUUCAAGAAUAUUAAAGGAUCAAUAUUCCAGCGCAUAAGUGAGAACAUUGUGCUGGCUGUAAUGGCCAGAAUGACUGAAUGGGAGGAUCUAAAAGUUACCAUAGGCGGCCAGUACGAGAUAGACGAUGAGAAAAUCAUUAAAGCGAGAAUAUGCAGUACUGGUUAUAUGGGAAUAGUUUACCAAGUCGAUCUUAACGAGAAUAUUCAAUUUAUGACUCACGUUGGAUUUAACGUGAAGCACCUUGUUGAUGGAACCCAUACAUUUGGUGUGGCAUGUAAUUUAAGUUGUUAAUUGGAAACAUUUUCAAUUUUAAUAUUAAUUUACAAAUGCGAAAAAUGGUAUACAAAAACGUUAAGCUCUGGAUUAAUUUCUGGCUAAAUUUUCCUUGCCCCGUUCGUUCUUCUGCUGCUGGAGUUGUGCAUUUCGUAUUGCCAUUCCUUCCUUUACCCAAGGAUUCGUCAUGACUUCCACCAAGCUGAUGCGGCCUUCACAACGUAUGAGCUGAUUUAAAAAAUAUGUAUAAAACAUGUAUAGCAUUGUUUAGGGAUUAUUAUAGUUACAACUGUUUGUAAAAGUUUAUAUAUUGGCAUUGUUGUUGCCAAAAAUGUAA